This is a messenger RNA of Penicillium salamii, 1014 nucleotides long. The record is from the annotation of a GenBank genome assembly. NCBI's taxonomy places the organism in Eukaryota, Fungi, Ascomycota, Eurotiomycetes, Eurotiales, Aspergillaceae.
AUGUCUAACAGCAACCCUUCCCCACAGCCCCAUGCCAUAUUCUCCAUCAACGAGCUCCUAGAGAACAUCCUUCUGCAUACAGACAUGAGAACCCUUGUGACAUCCGGUCAGCGUGUAUGCCGUGGUUGGAAUGAUACGAUCAAAUCAUCACCAAGUCUUCAAGAAUAUCUUUUCCUCAGGCCAUCCAAAUCUCAAGCAUCAUGCUCUUGUCAACGGUCUCGCAAUCCACUUCUAGAGGAUAUCCUCUGGGUCCAGUUUUUCCUUAAGCAGCAACAAAACUCAGAUUCAAAGGCCGAAGUGAGCAGGUUUCCACUGCGUGAAUCAGAUCGGCUGAGGCUGAAGGCCUACCUGCGGAAAGACGCCAGCUGGAAACAGAUGCUUCUACAACAACCCCCAACGUCAUCAAUUGGGGUCCUUGAAAUAGUCAGAAGAUCUGAUUCCGAAUUCACAAAGUUAGCUGUCAACCCAGACUCGGAGUUUCUCCGAAUGGGCCACAUUCUGAAGCUCCUGCAAGGGCGCAGCACUUUGGUACCAACACGCAACAAAUGGAUCCUAUGGAGUGGACGGUCACGCAUCAGGAUGCCGCUCAACUUCGAGCUCUGGGCACCGAAAUGGGUGUACGAGCCGGGUACAUUGCAGUCAGUUCAAGAAUGGGUUCCUGAUAAUAUCGACUGGGACAGUCUACGGCUGGAGGUCGCGUCGAUGUAUCUGAAUGAUUUCGAAUGUGAUUUGGUCAUUGUGUCUGAGCGAAGACAAAAGCUUUUCCAGGGCGAGGAUCGAGUCCAUAAGGAGAGUAAACUUGAUCGUCGGCUUGAGAAUGUAUUUGGGGAGUGUCGGGUUGAGAUUGGAAGGCGACAUAUCAACCAUUCUUGGAUCCCUAUCAAGGGAGUGGGUGUUGAUCGGAGAUGGGUUUUGAGACCAUGUUCAGCUACACCUCUUGUUCCGACUCUAAGUGCCUCGUCUGAUGUUUCUGAUUCGUCUUCUUUUUCAUCUUCGUUUUCAAUGUCUGUGUGA